Messenger RNA from Seriola aureovittata, 605 nucleotides. RefSeq names its product Golgi-associated plant pathogenesis-related protein 1-like. The record is from RefSeq and is a predicted model, not a curated record. Gene Ontology annotation, cellular component: extracellular region. Lineage: Eukaryota; Metazoa; Chordata; Actinopteri; Carangiformes; Carangidae. Bases 30 to 479 code for a protein of 149 amino acids. The transcript has 5 exons.
UCCUUUCAGCCUCCACAACGACAGACACCAUGACAGAUGCGAGUUUUCAGCAGGAGUUCCUGGAGACCCACAACACCUACAGGGCGAAGCACAGCACCCCUGCCCUGACCCUGAGCAGAGAGCUGACGGCUGCAGCUCAGAAAUGGGCCAAUCACCUGCUGGCAGCUGGAACCCUGCAGCACAGCAACACAAAGGAUGGAGAGAACGUCUUCACCAUGUCCAGCUCAGCUACCAUCACACUGACAGGGAAAGAAGCUGUGGAUUCAUGGUACAGUGAGAUCAAGGAUUAUAACUGGGACCAGCCUGGAUUCACUGGCAACACUGGUCACUUCACUCAGGUGGUGUGGAAAGACAGCACUGAACUGGGCGUGGGCAUGGCCACUGAUGGCAAAAGGGCCUUUGUCGUCGGGCAGUAUCGGCCUGCUGGCAACAUGAACAUGGCAGGAUACUUUGAGAAAAACGUCCUCAAACUAGCAUAAAAGCUGUGAAUUUUACAGCUGGAGGAACAGAUAACACAGCUGGAGGAACAGAUAACACAUCUGGAGAGGGAGCUGGAGCAAGCCUGAGGAAAACCUGCGCACUGCUGUAGAUGACCCGGACCAUCC